Molecule: messenger RNA, 3375 nt
Organism: Octopus sinensis (East Asian common octopus)
Lineage: Eukaryota; Metazoa; Mollusca; Cephalopoda; Octopoda; Octopodidae
Product: two pore calcium channel protein 2-like
Exons: 1
Coding region: 800-3361 (853 amino acids)
Biological process (GO): monoatomic ion transport; transmembrane transport
Cellular component (GO): lysosomal membrane
Molecular function (GO): monoatomic ion channel activity; voltage-gated channel activity
Source: RefSeq, a predicted model, not a curated record
AAAUGUCAAAGUGGUACAUCAGAGGCGCUACACCGGCCAUUCAUAAAAAAAAAAUCUUUCAUUGAAAAACUAAGAGAAAUCCAACUUUGAAACGAAGAAGAAGCAGAAGAAGCCCUGCCCCCUCGAAGCAGCUGCGCUACAGAGUUGCUGCAGUUGUUGUGGUGUUUAUAGAAGAGCGAUGAAGUUGUUUAUGUCGAUGUUUUUGUCCACAAAUAAACCCAGAAUGACCGAAAUCUCAGAAGACGACGAAGAAGAAGAAAUUUAACGACGAACCCGUUGGUCUGUCUAAAUAUAUAUUUAUCUCUCUCUUUUACUCUCGCUAUAUCUAUAUACAUUCAUAUAAGUAUCUGUGUGACAUAUCUUUGUGUCGGGGAGACGAUAAAAAAAAAGGGAUAAUGUGAUAAAGGCCACAGUGUGAAGAGGCCAAUUUUUUUACUUGAAGAUUAAAUUAUCAACAACGACAAAGUCUGAUGCCCCCCUCGUCUUUAAAUAGAACAGACAGUCAAAAUAACAACGCAACAAUUAAAAGAAAUAUAUUUUUUAUUCUUCAAUAACGAAAACAAUAGCAUCAACAAAAAUUAUAUAUUUGCUCCGUUUUCUGUUGUUUUUACAACUACACAGUUUAUUGUGUGUGUGUGUGUAUAUAUAUAAAUGUAAAUAAGAUAUUUUAACUGUGAGAGUCUAACAGAGGAGAAAAAAAUAUUUUAUACACACCUUGCACUUCAGAAAAGAAAGGUUCAGAAGAAAUAUAAUAAAUAACUGAUCGCGUGUGCCAAAUAUUGUGAGAGAUUUCUUCAAGAUGUCUUUUGAUUCGCGAGAGAUGCAGUAUCCGAAAGUUGCCAAUGAAAGCAAUUCUUCGUCUCCGGUGGAAACCUCACCAACAGCUUUACCAUCGAAACAAACAGACUAUGACAGAAACCCGAAUCUCGUGUCUUCUUCUUCUCCUUCUCCUUCUACUGUUGCUGCUGCUGCUAAUGACGACCCUACAUCUAUAAUGUUUACAAACAGCAUCAGCAGAAACAAACCUCAUACUCCAUCGACUGGCAGUGUCCAAUUUCGAAAUGACAACGGUAGAUGUUUAUUGAGCGAGAGCCACCAGUACCACCAUCCAUCCCAACAAAAUAAUCAAUACGUUCAUCUAAUGGACGAAAGCGAUGCCGUUCUCCAGGCGGUCGUCUUUGUAGAAGAUGCCAACACCUACCGUUCCAUACAUCAUAAAGUUGACACGGCAUCUUUGAAGCUUUACCGAUUCCACUACUCACGCUUCCUCACCUGUAUCAGGUACGUCACCAUCAUUAUACUUCAUUCGCUUGCGUUUUUCGAAUUCCCUUCUUCGUUGAGUUGGAGCUCCAGUAUCAAGCAACAGGAUCCGAGGAUUGAACUGUCGUGCUUGACCACACAGUCAGUUGAAAUGAUGUGUCUGCUGCUCCUGGCUGUUGAUCUUUCCACUAAAAUCUAUGCUGUUGGUUUAAAACAAUUCUUAGCAUCGAAAUGGAUGAUAGCAGAUGUGAUUGUAUUGCUUGUCUCAUUUAUCGACUGGUCUGUGUCCGUGAGCGUUGGUUGUAAUGAAGUGGUCCGAGUCCGCAGAAUGCUCCGACCGUUCUUUAUACUGCAACAUUCGUCCCUCAUGAAGAAAAUUGUCAACUGUUUGCGGAGAACUGUUCCGGAGGUAUUCAGUAUUCUUCUCAUGCUUGCUUUCCACCUCUAUGUCUUUAGUCUGCUGGGCAUGUUGAUAUUUCCUCAGCCUCCGCAGAAUGUCGACUGGAAGAACAUCACAAAAUACAAUGUCACAAACAACACAAUUUUGCCGCCAAAUACUAAAGAAGAAAAGAAAUACUUCAAGAACCUCAGUGAAUCUUUUAUGAGUAUGUUAAUUCUACUGACCACUGCUAACAAUCCUGACAUUAUGAUGCCAGCUUAUAACCAAAACCGUUUGUACAGUAUUUACUUUGUCCUGUUCCUUGCCAUUGGUCUUUACUGUUUUAUGAACAUGCUAACGGCAGUCAUAUACAACCAGUUCCGUGGAUAUUUUCUCAAUUCUAUGCAAUCAAGUCUUUUCCGGCGCCGAGUUGCAAUUUUUGCUGCAUUUAGUGUUUUGAAUCAACAAAGCGUGAUCAGUGAGAGUUCUACGGUGGAGCUGAGUGUCAUACAAAGGGUGAUAGAAAUGGCAGAUCUGUCUAAAACUGUCAAGUCAAAAAUGCAUCAGAAAAUCUGUGUCUAUUCCGAAUCCUUUUUGAACUUUGCUCAGUUUAAAGAUAUUUUCUCAGUCAUUGACCGUAUCUUCGUGGUUGUAAAAACUCCACCCCCUAUCGUGUGGGUUAAUAACACUGCCCUUCAGAUGCUCCAAAGAAUGGCCAACCACAUUUAUUUCUUAUAUUUUAGUAUGUUUAUAGCUUGUUUAAAUGUAAUCUUAUUGACUGUCCAGCUAAAUGUUCAAUAUGAAAAAUCUAUGGCAUCGACCCAUACAUUGUUAAUGGCUGGAAACUUUGUCUUUCUUAUCUACUAUGUCAUGGAACAGUUCUUGAAAAUAUGGGCAGCUGGUAUCAAACGGUAUUUCUCCUUUAAAGGUUGUGUAUAUGAUUGUGGAAUUACGUUAAUUCUGGUCGUAGUCCAGAUGGUCACAGUUGUUUUGUAUGGUUUACCAUUUUCCAACGAAGACUCUUUCAUUGAAGGCGUGACGUCUUUGCGGAACUUAAUCCGUCUUACCAAUAUUCUUAUUAUAAUACGCUUAAUCCGUAUUAUCCCUUUGAUAAAAACACUGGCAUUGGUAGCUAGCACAUUACUGGAUCUUGUACAGAAUCUGAAAGCCUUUGCAGGAAUUCUUGUUGUCAUUUUUUACAGUUAUGCCCUACUCGGAAUGGAACUAUUUCAGGGUGCCAUCACUUACAACCCAGUAAACAAUUCCGAAUCCACCCUUCUUUCUCCACAGUCCCAACUAGAUGCUGCUUCGAAACACCAUUCUAAAUGUGGCUCAUAUCAACAAUUGGAGUACUGGGCCAAUAAUUUCGAUGACUUUGCUUCGUCCUUAAUGGUCCUCUGGGACAUUAUGGUCGUUAAUAACUGGCAGGUAUUCCUUUCAGCAUACGCAUCUGCAACCUCAAAAUUUUCCUAUCUUUAUUUCGUAUUUUGGUGGUUGUUUUCCGUUGUCAUCGUUCUCAAUUUGUUGACAGCCCUGAUUUUGGAGAACUUCAUCAUGAAGUGGGACAGACUUGGCCUCGGCAUGAGAGAUCGAACGGAAUCAAUGGAAGAAACAACGGAAUUACUCUCUUUACAUGCAAUGUUUCGACGUUCACUCGAGGAACCCAGUGAACAAGAUCUGCUUAUGGAACUUCGUAGCCAUUCCUAUAUCAGCUUAAAUUAACUUUUACCUUUUUC